Coregonus clupeaformis (lake whitefish) is the source of this 1915-nucleotide messenger RNA. Its product is annotated as F-box only protein 39-like. Lineage: Eukaryota; Metazoa; Chordata; Actinopteri; Salmoniformes; Salmonidae. Bases 198 to 1661 code for a protein of 487 amino acids. Gene Ontology annotation, molecular function: protein binding. The record is from RefSeq and is a predicted model, not a curated record. The transcript has 3 exons.
UCCAGGUGAUAACUGGGACACAUUGAUGGCCACCCAACGGACACAAGUAUGUGUCAAUAUGUCCUCUGCUUCUCUGUAGUCCACGUUAACCCCAGAGUCACAUAGAAUACAUUUCAGACUACAGGGAUAACUAUUUCUUUACAUUUGGUGGCUGAAUAUUGAGAGGUUCGUGGUUUGGCAACACUUCUUCCCUGUAAAUGGAUUACCCCGAGGAUCCAGAGGAACAACUCUCGGAGGACGAGAACGAAGAGGAGGAGGAGGGGGAGGAUGAAGGAAUAGAGAUAAUGGAUGAGGAGGAGGAAGAAGGCGAGGCGGAGGAAGAUAAGGAGCCUAAACUGGGCUGGGCUAACCUCCCGGACGUGUGUCUGCGGCAGGUGUUCUGGUGGCUGCGCGACCGCGACCGCGUCAAGGCGGCCCUGGUGUGUCGCCAUUGGCACCAGAUCAUGUGCUCGCCCUCCCUUUGGAGGGUUCGAACCUUCAACUUCUCCGGCCGCAUCUCCAAGACCAGCCGCACGGAGCUGGAGACGGCCGUGUGUUACGCCAAGACAUACGGCUCUUACCUGGAGGAUCUGGAGAUCCGCUUCUCCCACCCCCUGAACUCUCUGGUGUCCCGGCGCUUCCAGCAGACGCUGAGGACCUUCCUCGCCGCGCUGCGUAAAACUGGCGGCCGACUACGCCGCCUAACUGUCAACCACAUGGAGCUGGACCGCGCCGCCUGGUGCCGCAGUGUACGCAAUGCCCUGGUGCGCAGCCUCACCUUCUACCUGCGCCGCGAGGGCUCCUACCUGGGCUACCUGAGCCUGCGGGGGGCCCGCCUCAACCUGCCCCAGGGCCUGGAGGUGCUGGAGGCCGUGGCUGCAGCUCAGCAGCACAUCCACGUGGGCCGCCGGCCUGGCAUCACCCACCUCAACCUGGAGGACUUCUUCUCACAGCCGCUGGCCGUCUUCAUCAGCCCCGCCUUCCCCCAGGUCAUGUUCCGCUUCCAGGGCCUCUGCACUCUUACCCUCAACUACAGCUGUGUGUCGGACGAGCUGCUGGCGGCCCUGUCCGCGGCGUGUAGGAGCCUAGGCGGGGGAGGGUCCCUGCAGACGUUCACCAUACGAUGCCAUAUCCACGAGCCCCACAUCCAGGUGGUCUGGGGGGAUGCCUGGUCCCAUCUGGCCAAGCAUUGUCCCGACCUUCGGGUGCAGAUCACAGUGGAGCGGAUCCUCAACAUGGACAAGCUGGGGAGGAUUCUGCUCAGAGAGAUCCCGCUGCGCUCGCUCAGUCUCACCAGUUGCUACUUCAGUGAACAGGACUGGAGUGCCAAGCCUGCCCUUACCAACCUAGUGCCCUGCUACAGGAGCUGUUUACAGAAAUUGACCCUGGACCUGAACAACAGCCACGAGUCUGUGGACGAGGAGCUGCUGGAGGUGGUGCUGCUGUGCAGCCGGCUAGCCUACCUGAAGGUCUGGGCCUUCCUGGACAUCAGCUUCCUGGAGCGGCUGCUGCAGAAACGCCUGGAAAAGAAGACCAUCCUCAGGACCAUCAAGGUGCGGAUCUACACCAACAAAUAUGAGACUCAGGGUGAGGAUGAGCAGCUGGAGGAGGUGUACUCUCGCUACAGACAACUCAUCAACUCAGAGCUCCACUACUUCGCCAUUUCCUACCCCAUGCUCUGAAGACACAUGGGCCCAAAAAGACAGCAUUUUUAAAAUAAUAGCACCAGUUAAAGGAAGAGGAGGAAGGAAACUACAAUUUGAUACACAAUCAUGAUGGGACUGGCAAAUACAGCACACACUCACACACACACACACUCACAUUCACAAAUGCACACACACACAGCGCCAUUACUGAAGAUAUAAACACACGCUCCACAAUCUGAUCCUCCUUUACUUCUAACCCAAAUAUUGUAUUAAAAUUGCUGCAAACAAUA